AUGGCUCCUAACACCAUAUAUAUUAUCACUGGAGCCAGUAGAGGCAUUGGCCUGGGUCUCGCGUUGGCAUAUGUUGCCCGUCCCUCCACCACUGUCAUCGGCAUCGUUCGUAACGAAUCUAGCGCUUCUGCACUUCUGGAAGCUAUGAACCAGUCUCCCAGGGGAACGAAUAGCGUGCUUCGGAUUGCCCAACUUGAUUUCUCUAUGAGACUCACGCCACAAACCAUUCGCGAACGUAUCAAUAUGGCCGCGGGCGAUUUAAACCAUGUCAACACGGUGAUAUGUGCUGCUGGCCAUGUCACCGCUAUAAUGCCGACUGUUGAAAUGACCGCCGACCAUCUGCGGGAGUGCUUUGAGAUUAACACCAUUGGGCCUUUGAUGGUCCUCCAAGCCGUCCGAGACCUACUGGAGAAGGGAAAUGGCGCAACAGGGCUACCGCCAAAGUUCAUCGUUCUCUCCUCAUCUGUCGGAUCCAUUGGGCAAAUGGAACCUUUUCCUGGUGGUGCAUAUGGUCCAAGCAAAGCUGCAGUCAAUUAUAUUGCGAAGUCAAUUCAUCUCCAGAUGGCCCAGAGUGGACUUGUUAGCGUAGCGCUUCACCCAGGAUGGGUACAGACGAAGAUGGGCGACUUUAUGGCGAAAGCAUGGAACUAUGCUGGCGGGCCCCCUGACACUCUCGAGGAAAGUGUUAAAGGCAUUAUUACAAUCGUUGAUGAGGCCACCCGUGUUAGAUAUUCUGGGAAGUUUAUAGCUCAGACUGGAGUGGAGAUUCCGUGGUAG
Messenger RNA from Trichophyton rubrum CBS 118892, 777 nucleotides. RefSeq lists its product as uncharacterized. Gene Ontology annotation, molecular function: oxidoreductase activity, acting on the CH-OH group of donors, NAD or NADP as acceptor. The record is from RefSeq and is a predicted model, not a curated record. The transcript has a single exon. Bases 1 to 777 code for a protein of 258 amino acids. Lineage: Eukaryota; Fungi; Ascomycota; Eurotiomycetes; Onygenales; Arthrodermataceae.